UUUUUUUUUACUGUUGCACUAAAUAUUAGUAUUAUUAAUUUUUAUAUAAUUUUUUUUUCCUUUUUUUUUCAAUUAAUUACAUGCCUUCUUUCUCUUCUGUCUGCAUUUAUCAUGGAUAAUACUCAAACUUCUUCUUCUAUUCGAAGCAGACUAUCAGCAACUAAAACUGAAUUACAUAAUAAUAUGCCAGAUUUCACUGAAUUUAAAUUAGAGGCCUUUAAAAUGAAUUCUUCUUCUUCACCAAAAGUGGUGACUCGAUUACUACGUGAAAAUCGUAGAUCGUUUGUAUUCUAUUUAGAACCAAAUCCAGGCACAGGUAUUCAUACAUCACUUCAACGAUAUCAAGAUACAAUAUUACAUCAAUUUGGACCCAAUCAAGCUCAUAACACAAGGCCUCAUAUCUCUAUCUUUAAUCGCAUCUUAAUAGAAGACAGUCAUCUACAACACGAAUGGAAUACAAUAGUAGAGGAACUCAUCCAGAUACUUGACCAAGAGAUCAAAAGGAGACACCUUCAGUUAACAUCACCUGAAUUCAAUGGAUUUGAAAUUCUGAAUAAACCUAGUCAUUCAUUGGUCAUAAACGUUAAACUGAAUCAUCAUUAUAUCACGUUAGCAAACCAAGUGAAAGACCAAAUAGGUUUAAAAAGGAAGCAGCAGCAUCAGCAGCAGAUCUUACUGGAAACAGGGCCUAUGGAUACAAUUCAUCUUGCCUAUAAUAUCCUUCAAUCCAUUCCAAGGCAAGACUUGAAAGAAAUGAAAGAAAAAGCAGAAAAAAUGAUUGAUCUUUAUGAUUGGUUCAAGACAGGUGGCUCCUGGCGACUUGUCCUUUAUGAAGUCAUGCUAGAAAGUCAAGUUGUUGUUGGUGUACAACAUCAACUGAAUGAGAUUAAAUCUUGGCCCUUAAAAAAUAAUCAUACGACAACAGCGUCAACGGCAACGGCAACAGCAACAUCAACAGCAACAAUGAUGUCUUUUCGUCUUUUACCAGUUUCUUUACGUAUUAAAUUAUCAUUUCUAUCUUCUUGGUUCAAGGAUUCAAUUAUUCCCUUUUCAUCUACUACAAAGAUAUUUGCCACACCACCACCAUUACAGCAGCAGCAGCAGCAGCAGCAGCAGCCACCUUCUCAUUCUGUUCAUUUAUUACAUAAUAAUGAUCAUUCAUCCCGACAUAAUAAACGUGCUGCAACUUUAAACAAAUAA
Messenger RNA from Cokeromyces recurvatus, 1200 nucleotides. RefSeq lists its product as uncharacterized. NCBI's taxonomy places the organism in Eukaryota, Fungi, Mucoromycota, Mucoromycetes, Mucorales, Mucoraceae. The record is from RefSeq and is a predicted model, not a curated record. The transcript has a single exon. Bases 112 to 1200 code for a protein of 362 amino acids.